Messenger RNA from Manihot esculenta (cassava), 2804 nucleotides. RefSeq names its product probable 3-hydroxyisobutyrate dehydrogenase-like 1, mitochondrial. Bases 1537 to 2592 code for a protein of 351 amino acids. Gene Ontology annotation, molecular function: NAD binding; NADP binding; oxidoreductase activity. The transcript has a single exon. Lineage: Eukaryota; Viridiplantae; Streptophyta; Magnoliopsida; Malpighiales; Euphorbiaceae. The record is from RefSeq and is a predicted model, not a curated record.
AAAAUUAUUUUUGGGUGGUGACUUCUUUUCUUCCUAAUAUAUAUGAAUAUAGAGAUGGCACAUGCAAACUAUUGAUGUUAGUAUAAUACAUGAAAAGGAGAAAACAGGAUUGCAUUUCUUGCUGUUGUGACAUUAUGUGCAUUUGGGUUUUUUCUUUUGUUAAUUUGUUUCUUCACCGUUCUUUUCAGUAUUAGAUUAGAUCAUACCAAUUCAUCUAAUGGUAGUUAUUAACAAAUUAAAAUUUACUUGGUAAAAAUAAAGUUAUGGUAGAAACAUCAGUUCAUUGCUAUUGUUGAUAGUCUAAUGGAUGUUGGUUAGUUAUUUAUGCAUUGCCUUUUCACUUGUAAGAGAGAUUUCUUUCUGAAACUCAUUUUUUCUCUAAAAGUUACAAGAGCCAAUUUGGUGUUUGCCAUUUCAUAUUGUGCAUCUAUGCUUAUGAGUAUUCAUAUUUCACAAGGGAAGGCAGUUGCCUAUCUGUGUAUGAGAAAGCUACCAAUGUGCCUUAAAUCUGUUGAGACUUGAGACUGUUUAGCAUCAAUUCUAGCUAGUUUCAUAAAAUUAACAUAUCCUGAAGAAUUCAGAAGUUUCUGCAUAUAUUGCCUGAUUUACUUGCAAUGCUAGUAUGAAUUGCAUAGGAAGGAACUGCCAAAGAUAUGGAACAAAAUGCAUUAAUAUGUAAUUGUUUACACUGCAACUUAUAAAAGUAUAGGCACCAGGCAGCAUUCACUUGUUCCUUGAUUUAUAUAUUUAUUCUUGCGUCUCUGUGUGGUAGAUUUUAUUUUAUGUUUUCUUCAAGUUUUUCCAAAUUCAAUUGUGAUGUAGUGGCAGGUGUUCUUUCCCAAGUUGCGUGAUAUGAUCAUUUAUAUUUUUCUUUGCUUUGGUUCUCUCAUAAAGUUAUAUGGGCAGAAAACAUGCUUGGAAUGGAUUGAGAAAGUUCUAUUCGUAGUUCAGAGAUACAGUAGUAAUAUUAAUCGAGUAAUAUUUUUAACGCCGUUUACUUUAUUAAAAAAAGACACUGUUAAAAAGCAGAUGACUGGGUGUUAAGUUUGUUCUGCUACUAUCCUCUCUGGAAUUAGGAGGAUUCUGGAAAAAUAUCCACUGUCACUAUGUUGAAUAUAGCUCCAAAGAGUCCCCUGCAUAAAAACUGGGUAUUCAGCAACAUGGAGAAAUGACAAGUCGUAUUAAAGAUGUUAUAUUGAGAGAAUAGGUGAAAUUUGAGUUGCAAGGCUUCAUCCAUGUCUAAAUAGUUCACCAAUUCGAGUUUCUUGUGUUUUAAGUUUAAUCCAAAAUUCAGAACUACCCAAUUUCUUGGAUUGUUUACUAGCACUUGGUUCUCCCUGUGAGAUUUUCCUUGGCGAUGGCAACAGCAAGGGAAAUUUCAGAAAUCAGAAUUGUUCCCAAUCCAAAUGAGAUGGGGGCAUGAUGAAAACAAUUAAUAACUGCAUUGAAAAUAGCUGAAAUUACUGUUGCUAAUUGCUAUAGACAGAACAAACAUAAGAGAUAAUAGAUCAACAGCGAUGGAUAUAAUUCAAAGCCAUGUCACAGUCAUUCCUCCGUCUCGCUCGCAAACUCUUUCAUCUCUUACCCACCUGUCGCACCCACCCCACUCUCUCAUCACCACUGCGCUUCCACCACUCAAUGGCCAACACCACUACCGACUCCGUCACCCCAUCAAACACCCGCGUUGGCUGGAUCGGCACCGGCGUUAUGGGCCGCUCCAUGUGUGCUCACCUUAUCAAAGCUGGCUAUACUCUCACCGUCUUCACUAGGACCGUCUCUAAGGCCCAGCCUCUCCUCGACAUGGGGGCCAACCUCGCUCAAUCCCCUGUGGCCGUCGCUUCUCAAUCCGAUGUCGUCUUCUCCAUCGUCGGUUUUCCCUCCGAUGUCCGUCACGUCAUGCUCGACCCCACCGCUGGGGCCCUCCAGGGGCUACGCCCUGGUGGAGUCCUUGUUGAUAUGACUACCUCUGAUCCUUCUCUAGCCUCCGAGAUCUCCGCUGCUGCUUCCGCCAAAUAUUGCCACUCCAUUGACGCUCCCGUCUCUGGCGGCGACCGCGGUGCCAAGAAUGGAACCCUGGCAAUAUUCGCAGGAGGGGAUGAAGGAGUCGUCAAUCGGUUGAAUCCCCUGUUUUCCCUCAUGGGAAAGGUUAAUUAUAUGGGUGCACCUGGCAAAGGCCAAUUUGCUAAGCUAGCAAACCAAAUAACCAUAGCUUCUGCAAUGGUUGGCUUGGUGGAGGGGAUCGUCUACGCAUAUAAAGCUGGGCUAAAUGUGGAACAGUACUUGAACGCCAUAUCCACUGGUGCUGCGGGGUCAAAGUCCCUUGAUUUAUACGGGGCUAGAAUACUGAAGAGGGAUUUCGAGGCAGGGUUCUAUGUGAACCAUUUUGUGAAGGACAUGGGAAUUUGUUUGAAGGAGUGUCAAAACAUGGGUCUUGCUUUGCCAGGAUUGGCAUUGGCUCAACAACUUUAUCUGUCGCUCAAGGCUCACGGGGAAGGGAAUUUAGGUACCCAAGCGCUUAUUUUGGCUUUGGAGAGGCUUAACAAUGUAUCUCUUGAAAAUCUGGCUUCUCAGAAUCCUAGCUUAGCCGGGUAAAUGAUCCUUUUAUAUUGAACAUUAAAUUUACUAUUUUCCUUGUUUAUUAUGAAUCUAUUGGAUUAUCAUUUCCAAUCUUGAACAAGUUGUCUGGAGAAUUGCUAUUAGAUAUAUGUCUUAGCCUUCUUCUGGCAUAACGUUGGUUCUGUAAUCGUGUUUCUUGUUUGCUCUUGUGCCUGUCUUAGAGAAAUGUGGAAUAUGUCUUUGAGAUA